Messenger RNA from Camellia sinensis, 444 nucleotides. Lineage: Eukaryota; Viridiplantae; Streptophyta; Magnoliopsida; Ericales; Theaceae. The record is from RefSeq and is a predicted model, not a curated record.
AUGGAGAGUGCAAGGGGAACUGAUACAACUGAAUCCUCAGAGGCUCACAUAAGCCGAAUGGAACAGAUGCUUGCAGCAUUGACCGAAGCUAUGACACAACAGCAGAGACAACAACCUUUGCCCCUUCCGCUUCUACCGAUGAAACCGCCAACUUUCUUGGGUGGGAUUGAACCGUUGAAAGCGGAACCAUGGUUUCUUGAGAUAGAAAAGUUGUUGGAAGUUUUUCCCUGUACCGAGACUCAAAAGGUUUUAUUGGCCACCUAUACUCUUAAAGACAAAGCUUGGAGGUGGUGGUUACUGAUUCGGAAUACCAAUGAAAACAUGACAUGGGCUCGAUUCAAUGAAAUCUUUUAUGAAAAGUACUUCCCUCAGUAUUUUUUGGACCGAAAAAUGUCUGAAUUCCAAGAACUUAAGCAAGGUAGAAUAUCUGUAGCUGAGUACUAG